AUGUCUACUCCAUUCACCACUGAGUCUUCCAUCGUGUCAUCAGAAUCGACGACGUCUAUCACUGACAGCUCUACAACCCACGUCACGACAAUAGAAACUGAUCACGCGACAUCAUUGUUCACUUCUUCAGCUACUAUUGAUACGACAAGCUCAUCGCCUACAACGACAUCUUCAGCAGAACCAUUCAAGUUCAAAUUAAUGGGAGAAUCUGAAAACCUCAGCAGAAGUGAGAUGCGUGCAGGCCUCGGAGCCCCCUUUGCGUGGACCAUCGGCAUGUUUAUGCAUCAGAAACCCACCAUUUUGACAAUGGAGACUGAAACAGGGCAUCUGCUAUUCGAAGGCCAAAAACUUUGCGUCGAAUUCAAUCUAUCACCUUCAGAGUGGUGGGUAGCCGUCCGAAAUUGUCCCGAGCCGAUGCUUUCUCAGCACGAGUACGUUGUUUGCGAUCCUGUUCAUGCUGAUGGAGAUGAGCUUCGAUGCAGAGUGCCCCACCUGUUGUGCACCCGCGGAGAUGGUCCAGGGUUCUCUUGUGAGCCAACUGGGGUGCAAUGGACGCAGUUCUACGCUCGAAAUGUGUUCCAGUCGUAUUACACUGUUGGCCUGUUUAACACAGCCGCCCUGACCUCUCCGUCCGUUCUUCGAGAUGUCCUCAACUUUGUUGUGAAGGAGGCCUGA
Fusarium poae is the source of this 675-nucleotide messenger RNA. RefSeq lists its product as uncharacterized. The transcript has a single exon. Lineage: Eukaryota; Fungi; Ascomycota; Sordariomycetes; Hypocreales; Nectriaceae. Bases 1 to 675 code for a protein of 224 amino acids. The record is from RefSeq and is a predicted model, not a curated record.